CCAUACAAUUCAAACAACGAUGCCUCGUUACUAUUGUGACUAUUGCGAUACCUAUUUGAACCACGAUUCUCCAUCUGUGAGAAAGCAGCAUGAUUCAGGUUACAAACACAAGGCAAAUGUGAGGUCCUACUACCUGCAAUUUAAAGAGCAACAAACACAUAGUUUAAUUGAUCGAAGGAUUAAGGAACAUCUAGGGCAAUCUGCACCUAGCAUGGCUGCGUUUACGAAAGCGAGGGUUGCAGCUGCUAAGAUUUUCCGGAUAAUUGAUCACAAGCUUGGAAUUGAUAGAAACAGUGAGUCAGGAUUGGAAUUGGAGACAGUUAGUGGACUUGUGGAGCUGAAAAAUGUCGACUUUUCUUAUCCCUAUAGGCCCGAGGUUGAAAUCCUCAAUGACUUCUCCUUGAAUGUCCCUGCCGUGAAAAACCAUAGCUUUAGUCGGUAGCAGUGGCUCUGGCGAGAGUAUUGUUGUUUCUCUUAUUGAGAGAUUCUACAACCACACCAUCACCUUCAUGCAUACCAUGUGGAACUAAACACACUUCACAAAUUUCAAAACAACACGCAUAACAAUUCUGUUCCUUUUUCUUCAAUAUAAUCUCACUGUAC
Messenger RNA from Lathyrus oleraceus (garden pea), 603 nucleotides. RefSeq names its product ABC transporter B family member 1-like. Gene Ontology annotation, biological process: spliceosomal snRNP assembly; mRNA splicing, via spliceosome; mRNA 5'-splice site recognition. Gene Ontology annotation, cellular component: U1 snRNP; nucleus; membrane. The record is from RefSeq and is a predicted model, not a curated record. NCBI's taxonomy places the organism in Eukaryota, Viridiplantae, Streptophyta, Magnoliopsida, Fabales, Fabaceae. The transcript has a single exon. The coding region runs from base 20 to 442 and encodes 140 amino acids. Gene Ontology annotation, molecular function: zinc ion binding; ATP binding; pre-mRNA 5'-splice site binding.